Molecule: messenger RNA, 2668 nt
Organism: Trichoplusia ni (cabbage looper)
Lineage: Eukaryota; Metazoa; Arthropoda; Insecta; Lepidoptera; Noctuidae
Product: venom acid phosphatase Acph-1-like
Exons: 8
Coding region: 111-1277 (388 amino acids)
Biological process (GO): dephosphorylation
Molecular function (GO): phosphatase activity
Source: RefSeq, a predicted model, not a curated record
AUACAUAGCGGCCGGCGCGUGCGCAGCUCCCAGUCAAUGCCUAACCGUGAAGCAUUAACAUAGUUAUUUUACUUUAGUUUUUUAGUUUAAACACCGGAGUUUUUGUUAAUAUGUUCCGGUAUCUAGUUGUAGCGUAUCUGGCGGUUCUGUGCCAUGGAGCAGUCGCAAGUCCAGUGGCGAACGAAGUGUUGGAUGAACAGGAGCUGGUGUUCGCUUUAGUUUUAAACAGGCAUGGAGAACGGGCACCGGAUGCUGAUGAACUGUCCUUGUCAGACCAGCAGGAGCUGAUCAAAAACCUCACUUAUAUAGAGGGACCUGAGGGACUGACCAAUGUCGGCAAAAGACGAGCAUACCAGAUCGGCAAAUUCUACCGCCAGAGGUACGGGUCUCAAGGUCACAAGCUGAUCUCCAACCUGUACCUUCGUGACGAGAUCGCCAUCAGGAGUACAGACAAGGAACGGACGAAGAUGACCAUCCAAGUGGCGAUGGCUGCUGCCUACCCCCCGGAACCGGAACAGCAAUGGGAUGAGGGUCUCGGGAAGUUGUGGCAACCUAUCCCGUAUAAGGCUGUACCGCUGACUGAAGAUUAUCUCCGCUACUACUCGAACUGCGAUCGCUUCAUCACGCUGAUGACGGAAGCUAAAGAGACAUCCCUGAGCAGCGAGCUGGCUCCGUACAUGGACCUGAUCCCCUUACUGGAGGCGAAGACCGGGAGGAACUUUACUGAGAACCCGCUAAUGUUUGAGACGCUGUUCGACCUGUUCAGGAGUAUGGUCGGUCUGGGUCUAGAUAUUCCGGACUGGGCUAAGCCCCUGCUGCCUAGACUAAGUGAAGCUGCCAGGCUGGCAUACAGGCUGUACUUCAGAUGUGAUGAAAUGAAGAAGAUUGGUGGAGGAGUUCUCCUAAACCUAUUUACGGAGGUGGGCAACGAUCUCAUCGCGAACAAGCCAGUCAGUCAGAGGCUAAGACUGGUCUCCGGGCACGACUUCAACAUAGGAUCCCUGAUGGAAGUCGCCCAUGUGAAGACAGACCAGUCCAUCCCUGAGUAUGGUGCGGUGUUCGCGCUGGAGCUGUACAGGUCCAGGAGUACAGGAGCUUAUAGUGUGCUGCCUGUCUAUCUUCCGCAAGCAGGCGAGUCGUCAGCCCAGAUCCUCAGGAUCAAGACCUGCGGUAGCUCCAGCUACUGCGACUUCGCUAAGUUCAAAGAAUUAACUAAAGACUUCUUAUUACCAGAGAAAGAGUUUUACUCCAUAUGUAAUAUUAAAACAGAGUUAUAGUUUACUUAAAAGUAUUAGUAAUAAUUUAUAAUGUAGCUACGAUUUUUAACGCUCUCUCGAUUUGACAGUUAAAUAUCGAAAAUCGAUCAAAAACAGUUAACCCCCGUCUGACGAAGUCACUUGCCCAAAAACAAUGGCUGAUUGUAAAAAGAAUUUAAAAUAAAUCGAAGCCGUUAUUUCGACCGUUAAAAUUUUAAAAAGGAUUCUAAAAUCGAACGCUCAUUUCAAAUAAGGAUUCCUGGUUCUAAAUUCGUAUUCGUCAAUUAAACAUUUGACACUAUCUUUAUGUCAAAGGCCUAUUUAAAAUUAGAACUAAUUUAUACACGCGUCAGAGCGAGAGAGCGAUAUGAUAUCGGCUACAAUAAUUUAAGUUACCAAUUAGUUGUAAGGUUGCUACUUAAUUAUGACCUCUAAUGAUAAGUAGCUAAGGUAGGAAUUCGUUAUUCUGUGAUUAUAACGGAUAUAGGUAAUUAUUGUUUAAUUGUCUGUUUUCUCGUCUGUCUACGUACUCCAAAGGAGUUAUGCAAAGAUAAAAAGAAGUGUAAUGACGGCAAAACUAAAGGACAAAACUAGUUCAAUGAAAACAUUCUGAUAAGAUAUAAAAAAAACUACAUUACAAAUGUAUGAUUGAGGAUGGAGUUAAUCAAUUGAAUAAAUAAUAAAUCUUGUAAAAGUAAGAUUUAAAAGGAAAGGACCUCGUCAUAUCUUUAUUUUUUUUUCAUUAUAUUUAAUAUAGAUAUCUACUUAAAUGUUUAAAUACUUACGUACGUAUCGCGUUAUAUGAUUCGAAAAAUGCAAAGCGUUAAUAAAAAUUUAGAUCAAUCUGUCUCAUAGCUAUUUAAAUUGUACUGUUAUAUUUUUAUUGAUACAUACAAUAUUCAUAUUGUCCAAGUCUACGGCAAAUAAAAUGUCUGUUAAAAAUAUAGGUACUAGCGCACUCUGUCGUCAAACUGUUGAAUUUCUUGAUACGUACGGAGGAAAUAAACCUUUUUAUUUUAAAUAGAUGGCGUUGCUACAAGUUAUUGUACUGUGAACAAAAUCACUGACCUGUAUUAUAAUACCCGUGACUGGCUUCUUCUUACAAAAUGAUAGAUUUUCUUCGUUAAGUUUUAAUUUAAGUUGUAACACUAUAGACUUCGAAAAAGCCGUUUUUCUUUUCAAACAUUUGUUUCAAAAACGUUUACUAGUUUUCUUUACCGCUAUCAAUGUUUAUAGAGCAAUUUUCAUUCAUUGUUAUCACAAAUCCACUUUAUUAUAAUAGAGGUCAGUGCACAAAAUGUAAAACGGGUCUGUUUACCCCUUGCAGGGUUGUCGUGAGGAUUAAAUACCUUUGUCUGUGAUAUUAACAAAUAUGAACGGAUAUUUGUAAAAUAUAUAUGUUUUACUACAGU